Messenger RNA from Leptopilina boulardi, 993 nucleotides. RefSeq names its product zinc finger BED domain-containing protein 4-like. The transcript has a single exon. Gene Ontology annotation, molecular function: DNA binding. Lineage: Eukaryota; Metazoa; Arthropoda; Insecta; Hymenoptera; Figitidae. The coding region runs from base 1 to 993 and encodes 330 amino acids. The record is from RefSeq and is a predicted model, not a curated record.
AUGAGCGGCGGUUCAAGUCCUGUGCGAAAGCACUUUUUACCUACAGAUCAGAAAAACGUCAUGCAAUGUAAAUAUUGUUCAGGACCUCAUUCGCUAGUGAAAUGUUCUAGAAACACAACAAAUAUGUUUAACCAUUUGAAGAUAAAUCACAUUGAGAUUUAUAAUGCGCUGAUGACAGAAAUUGAAAAUAAAAAAUCGAACAACCUACUGAAACGAAAACACGAAAGUAACGAAAAUUCAACGUCGACGAAUCAAUCAACUAGCGCGCAAAACAAUGAAUCUGUUAGUUCUAGUGCAAGCAAACCUUCGACGACUACUAAGCCAAGCGAACCAUCAGGCAGGGAAAAUAUUAAAACAUCUUUCUCAAAUGUGUCAUCGUUUCAAGAAGGAGGUACUAAACACAAAAUUCUUACAGAUAAAAUUUCACUAAUGAUCUGUAAAGAUAAUGAACCUUUUGCAAUGGUAGAAAGAGAAGGAUUUCAAAAAAUGAUGAAAUUUGCAGUUCCCAAUUAUAAAAUUCCUUCUAGGCAAACGUUUCUUAAUCACUUGGAUUCAAAAUACAACACGGUAUCUGAAAAGUAUAAGAAACUUUUGAAAAACGUAGAUUACGUGACGCUAACUACAGAUAUUUGGACAGAAACUAAAAACACACGGAGCUUUCUUGGUGUUACCGUUCAUUUUCGUGAUAAAUCUCAAUUGGUCUCUGGAAUACUGGGUGUAUAUGAACUGACUGAAAGUCACACUGCGAUACAUAUCAAAGAAAAGCUCGAAGCUGUAUGUACUGAAUGGGGAAUUGGUAAAAGCAUUAUUACAGCGAUCGUUACUGACAAUGCGGGAAAUAUGGUGCUUGCUGUCGAUUUACUUCUUGGGAAAAAUCAUCGCUUGAGCUGUUGUGCUCAUACUAUAAAUUUGGUAGCAACGGAUGCUAUGAAGAAAAUUGACGGAUUGGAUGACGUGAUGCUACCGACUUGUUGUGUAAAAAAAGUAAAUUGA